Molecule: messenger RNA, 529 nt
Organism: Procambarus clarkii (red swamp crayfish)
Lineage: Eukaryota; Metazoa; Arthropoda; Malacostraca; Decapoda; Cambaridae
Source: RefSeq, a predicted model, not a curated record
AUGUGAUGCAGAUAAGGACAAUUAUGUCAACUCUGAUGAAUUACUGAAUUGCACCUCUGGUUCGUUUUUCUUGGCCCAUUCUGAGCAGGAAAAUGAACUGACAAGGGCACUGUGUAUAGAUGCUAUAGUAGAUGUAGCAGACAACAAUCAUGACUUGACGCUAGAUUUUGAAGAGUUUACAAGAAUGCUGAACCCAGACUUCCGGCCUGCUCAUAAAUUAUGCUUGUUAGAUGGAAUGAAAUACGACGAUGGAGAAGACGUGUAUGUUGAUGGGAAUCGCUGUGUAGUUGAUAGCCGAGUCAACAUGUUUCCAGAUACAUCAAAGGACAGGAACAGUGAAUUUGGUGGUAAAGAUUUUGACAAUUACACUGAUUUGGUGGAAGAAGAUUAUGAUUUGUCUGUGGAAAAUACUGAAGAAUAUUUAAUUGAAGAGGAAGAUGAAUACCUAGAAGAGCAUUUUGACGAGCUACUAGAUAAACUAAGGCAGCACCGCAAGCAGGAGCACCACAACUGGCUGUAUAGAGAAUAG